GUAUCUCCUAUUAGUGUCAUUUUUAUUUUUCCACAUUCAAUAGAAAGAUCCAAAAACAGGAGAACUUGAGGGACUGGCAUAUCCGUUUAACUUAUGUGAAGCUGUGGCUACAUGGGAACAGGUAAGAAAUAGUACAAGAGUACUGACGAGAGAGUAUAUUGAUAAUCUUCCAAAUGGAUGGGAGGAUUAUGCCUGGAGAAGGAUUAACAAGGGCAUACAGUUGUAAGCAUCGGAACCAUUGCAAGAAUAAAACCCUAUGCAUGGAGAAACUGUCUCUAGUAAUCCCUGACAAACCACCCUUCUUUCCAAGGCAGUAUGACCGAUGUGCUGUAAUUGGUAACUCAGGUGACCUUCUCAAAACAAAGUUUGGAAAGGAAAUAGAUAGUUAUGAUGCUGUAUUCAGAGAGAAUGGGGCUCCAAUUCAGGCUCAAAAAGUACAUUCCGACUUCUCAAUAGAGGUUCUGCUAAAGCUAUUGAUAAAGUAGCUGAGUUGAACGAUGCUUGUAAGGAGACCUUGAUUAUUAAAACAACAAUACAUGAUAUCAUGAACCAAAUGAUUCGAGAAGUUCCGAUUCUCAACCCUGUAUGCCUCAGUUGGGUGCAUCCUUUGGUUCAGCAGCAAAAGGAAUGGGAUUAAAGGCCCUUGAAUUUGCUCUUUCCAUGUCUGAAUCAGUGGAUAUGUAUGGUUUUACUGUUGAUCCUGGCUAUAAAGAAUGGACGAGAUAUUUUUCAGAGUCACGACAGGGUCAUACCCCACUGCAGGGAAGAGCUUACUAUAAAAUGAUGGAAUGCUUAGGGCUUAUUAAAAUACAUUCACCAAUGCGAGCCGAUCCAAAUCGUGUAGUUGACUGGUUACCAAGCCGCUGCUUGAUUACUGCUGCCAGAGUUGCUUCAGAGAAAUUAUUAAGGAGGGUUGGUUCUGGAUCAAUGGAUCCAUUGGCGAAAUGCUCGAUCAUCACAAAGCAAGCGAAGGGAAAGGUUAGAGAAAUGUCAAGGCCGAGACAAUCCGCUAUAGACCACCAGAAACACGUAAAAGGAACAGUCUUUUACUUCUUGGAGCAUAACCCCGGGCACGGUCAGCUCUGUGCAGUCCGGUCAAGCUGACCAGUCCUGUUUUGAAUCUGAUUCCGAGGACACGUUCCGGUUUCUGAUUGCCAUUUAAAGUGGUCUGGUGAAUGGGAAGCUCAGAAGUUCUUGUCACAUAUGAAAAUUAUACUCACAAAAGGGAAAGCUGGAGAGAAAAGGCAAGAGAGAGACAGGUGUGAUGAAACCAAUUACACUUACAGAAGUGGAUUCCGGAGAGAAAAGGCAAGAUAGAUAGGUGUGAUGAAACCAAUUACUCUCCUUUUUAUCUCUCUCAAAUUUUGAACAACUUUUCACUAAUAAAAGAGUUCGUUAGUC
Messenger RNA from Cuscuta campestris, 1401 nucleotides. NCBI's taxonomy places the organism in Eukaryota, Viridiplantae, Streptophyta, Magnoliopsida, Solanales, Convolvulaceae. The record is from the annotation of a GenBank genome assembly.